Molecule: messenger RNA, 1752 nt
Organism: Zea mays
Lineage: Eukaryota; Viridiplantae; Streptophyta; Magnoliopsida; Poales; Poaceae
Product: Receptor-like kinase-like
Exons: 2
Coding region: 156-1370 (404 amino acids)
Molecular function (GO): protein binding
Source: RefSeq, a predicted model, not a curated record
AUUAAAUCUUUGGCUAUUAGGACGCUUCUCUCCUCCCAAACCCCACAUCUCAGCAAGGGCCCCGUCGGCUAGCGCCGCAUCCGCAGACCGCAGCCGUCGACGCAGACCCUCUUCGGCAGCCGCUUGCAGCGCGUCCCUUCCCCGCUCCCGGCGCCAUGGACUGCGCAAAGGGGAGGGCGGUGGCGGACCUCUACGACGAGGUGAUGGUGGAGAUCCUCUCGCGCGUGCCCGUCAAAGACCUCCGCCGUUGCACGUGCGUGUGCAAAUCUUGGCGCAACCUCAUCACCGACCCCCUCAACCGCAAGAAGCUGCCCCAGACCCUGGAAGGCUUCUUCCACGGCGUCGUCGGAGGGCCUCACAGCUACGGCCAAUUCACCAGCCUGUCGGGGAGCGGAGAACGCGUGGCUCCGGUCGACCCUUCCUUCUCCUUCAUCACGGCAAUGCUGCCUGGCGUGGAGCGCAUGGUCCUCUUGGAUUCUUGCAACGGGCUCCUGCUCUUCGGGUGCACCCGGGAGGACAAGUUCGGGUACAUCGUGACAAACCCUGCGACCGAGGAAUUGAUGACUGUGCCCGCCAGCUCCGGCUCUUGUCCCCUUCCACCUCCAUUUGAAAGGGACAUGGUUGGUGGGGAAAGAUAUGCGCACACCUUUCUGAUGUUUAACCCUGCUGUCUCCUCGCACUUCCACUUGGUCCAGAUCUGGGAGAAUAAGGCGGCGAAGGAGGUGGAAACGGUGCACUCUUACUCGUCUGAAACCAAGGCAUGGAGUGACAGGUCAAGCAAGUGGGGGCGAGGUGAAGAGGGCGGUGAAUGGGAGCUGUGGGGUGAAUCCGUGAUUGGAUUCAUGUGUGGCUGGACAUUGGUCGAUGGUCUGCUGCAUUUUCUUGCCUUCGAUCUUCAGAAAGAAGAGACUGUGAUAAUUGCAGUGGAUGGGGAAGGGGAAACUCGUAGGAUCAUCGGCUGGCAUGGUAAGGAUGUGAGAGCAAUUGUUUUUAUUGGUGAAUCCCAAGACCAUCUACACUGCAUCGGUGUGAAUGUGCAAUUAGAUCAAGGCUCUGAAGUGCGCUUCACGCGGAUGUCGAUCUGGGUUCUUGAGGACUAUGAUACACAAGCAUGGAUCUUAAAGCACAAUGUGAGCUCUUUGCAGUUCUUUGAAUUACUGAGUCACCCAAUCAAAGACUUCCAUAUUGUGGCCAUUCAUCCAUAUCACAAUUCGUUCAUCCUUAUUCAGCACUGGAACCAGAAACUUGUAUCAUAUAACAUGGAUACUCAGGAACUGCAUGGUCUCGGCACUCUUGGAAAGGGCUAUGCGGUUAUUACCCCUUACAUACCCUGUUUCUUGGAGUCAUCGGUUCUUGCCACCAAACACUGAGGUUGUUGUUUCUCGGGGACUUCUCUGCAUGUUCAACAAGAGCCUGAUCAUCCAAGUGUGGGGCAAGGUGAUCUAGUAUGAUGGUGCUUUAAUGUCCUUUUGUAAUGCUUUGAGAAAGCUGUUUACAGGGCAACAUGGUUAGUUCCAUGAUAUAUCAGUGAGAAAGCUGUUUACAGGACAGCAUGGUUAGUUCUAUGAUAUAUCAAAUUAGAUCACACUUAAUUGCUGGUCAGUAUAGGUAUUAGCUUCGAUAUUUUGUUGUGAUUAUUCAAUAUUGAAUGCGCACCUAUGGUAUUACCCUGUGUGUUCAGCUUGUUGGCUUUUCCCCUCUGUUUUUUCUUCUUCUUAAUAUAAUACUCCCUCCGCUCUAAUUUAUAAUUCA